This is a messenger RNA of Agrilus planipennis (emerald ash borer), 8645 nucleotides long. RefSeq names its product gamma-aminobutyric acid type B receptor subunit 1 (gene GABA-B-R1). Gene Ontology annotation, biological process: gamma-aminobutyric acid signaling pathway; G protein-coupled receptor signaling pathway. The transcript is spliced from 19 exons. NCBI's taxonomy places the organism in Eukaryota, Metazoa, Arthropoda, Insecta, Coleoptera, Buprestidae. The record is from RefSeq and is a predicted model, not a curated record. Gene Ontology annotation, molecular function: G protein-coupled GABA receptor activity. The coding region runs from base 1647 to 4136 and encodes 829 amino acids. Gene Ontology annotation, cellular component: G protein-coupled receptor heterodimeric complex; membrane.
AAGAGUGAGUAUUAGGAGAAUAAAGGAUGGAAUCUACGCUCGACCUAAUAGUACGAUGUAAAAUAUAUUCCAUGUUUUUGGCACAACCUUAUUCUAUUUAAAAAUCAAAAAUUGGCUGUGAUCAUUUGGAACAGUGCAGCUUUCAAAUGAUGAAAGAAUUUUCAAACUUGUUAGAAUUGGACGAUUGCUUAGAAGAGAAAUGUUCAGAAUUGGCUUAUCAAAUGAAGAAAAUUUUCUUACAAAGGGGCGAUUUUGGACUAAUUAACAGUCAAAAAUAAAGCUUUAUACAGUUAACUACAUGAAAGUGGAAAAAUGAAUCUUUAAUUUUGUUUAAUAAUGAAGGCAGAAUUAGUGGUACUAUUUGUAUUUAUAUUUUCCUUUCCUGUUCUACUAUAAGGUAUUGGCUUUGGUGGAAAACCUUUUUUCAAUUACAAUACAUGAUUAAAAACUGCCUUUGAAUUUGGAGUUUAAUUAGAGAUCAACUAUUUAAAAAUGAAACGAGAUGUUUCAAAAAAAAGAAAGCCUGAGAGGUCGCUACUGCUUCGAAGAUUUUCCAGUUGUUACUUCCACCAACUGGUGUGUGGAGGUCACUGCUAGCCCCAACAAAAAUCUUUCUUGCAAUUGGAUAAUGCUUGUGAUGGAUAAGAGAAACUAAUGACAGACAACACAAUAUAGGUCCUAACUGUAGAAAAUAUACAUAUUCAAUACCAAACUUACAUUUGUGAUAAUAUUUGGUCAUCAUAUCGGAUGGGAUUGAUGUAUCCCCUUUCUUCUCUUAGAAGACUGCAAAGCAGAGUUCUUAAAAUGAUGGAUGAGAAUGCAAAUGGGAAGGAGUUUCAUUGUUUAGAUGUUGACCAAAUGUAUCUAUUACUACGGGACUACUCUAAAAAAAGCACUAGCAGUGUGGCCGCUAAACUUUCCUUUUGGACAGUAAUCCUUUAAAAGGCAAAGUUGACGUAAAUGUUCGCUAAUGGUUUCUUCUGGUACAAUUCGCGGUUGCUCCGACAAAUACUCGAAAGACGCACACAACAAAACGCUAAGAGAAAUGUUAUACUUGUCGAGCCUUGGCAGGCGUUCAUUUUGAAAACAGCAGGCGGCAAAGUGCAAAAAAAGAUCGAUAUGUGUUUGUUAGAGAAUAAUAAGACGUCUGGGUCCCGCCAAUUGAUCCGUUAUUAUUAUUCUUUAUUAUUAUUAUUAUUAUUGUUAUUAUAAUGGGCACGUGGAGUUUUUGCAAAUGUUUUCUGUCGAACCAAGAGACGGACAUGUGGCUCGGAAAGUUCGAGAGAGUUUUGGGGAGAAGCAGGUCGAAAAAAGUGUGAACUGAAAAUGGAGGUCGAAGCGCCAGCGUCGUCGAGCGUCGUAGGGCCUGUCGCGUCGUUUCCAGGGUAGCAGUAGCACCAACGUGGUGGAAGGCAGGGCGCUGCUGCUGCUGUUUGCAUUCGGGUCCGGGAAAUUCGAGACGUCACGUCGAACUGCUCGCUCUCCAGUGUUGUUGCGCGAAAACAGCCAGGGAUGACAUGACAACGAAAAACGCGAGAACUUUACAGUGCGGUCGAAAAUUUUUUUGUUUAUCCGAUUUUCGAAACGGUUACUGACCGACUGGUUGAUUGUCGUAGGCUUACGUCGCUGGUCUGGGUUAUGAAACAAUGAACUGGAGAGUAUGGUUUGGGGUAGCGUUGUUACACAUUAGCGGGUCGGUAUCCCUGCGGGGUUUUGAUGGCGACGGUAGCAACGUUUUACAUAUCGGUGGUAUUUUUCCCAUCAAAGGAAAGGGCGGAUGGCAGGGCGGCCAGGCAUGCGAACCCGCCGCAAAUUUGGCCCUCGAGGACGUUAACAAACGAAAGGACCUCUUGCCCGGCUAUGUACUCAAAUUACACAGCAACGAUUCCCAGUGUGAUCCAGGUUUGGGAGCAAGCGUGAUGUACGAUCUUCUCUACAAUGAACCCACAAAGUUAAUGCUUCUAGCUGGCUGCAGUACGGUAUGCACCACUGUCGCUGAAGCAGCCAAAAUGUGGAACUUAGUUGUGUUGUGUUACGGCGCCAGUUCACCAGCCCUUUCUGAUCGCAAUCGGUUCCCCACUUUGUUUCGAACUCAUCCGUCAGCUACCGUACACAACCCCACUCGCAUAAAGCUAAUGAAAAAAUUCGGAUGGUCGAGGGUAGCAAUAUUACAGGAAGCCGAAGAAGUUUUCAUAUCUACGGUUGAAGACUUGGAAACUCGCUGUAAGGAAGCGGGAAUUGAAAUUGUUACUAGACAAUCCUUCCUUUCGGAUCCUGCCGAUGCCGUUCGGAAUUUGCGAAGACAGGAUGCCAGAAUUAUCGUCGGACUAUUUUACGUGGUUGCUGCCCGAAAAGUUCUUUGCGAAGUGUACAAACAACAGUUAUAUGGAAGGUCGUACGUCUGGUUUUUCAUAGGUUGGUAUGAAGACGACUGGUUCGUCAAUAAUCUUCAAAAGGAGAACAUUAACUGCACUGCCCAUGAAAUGCGUAUUGCUGCAGAAGGCCAUUUGACAACGGAGGCGCUCAUGUGGAACCAGAACCGAAAUGAGAAGACCAUCUCUGGAAUGACAGCGGACGAAUUCCAAAACCGUCUCAACAAAGUUUUAAAGAACGACGGUCACGACAUUGAUCACAAACGUUAUCCCGAGGGAUACCAGGAAGCACCUCUGGCUUACGAUGCCGUAUGGGCUGUUGCAUUAGCUUUUAACAAAACAAUGAACCACCUUCAUAAGUACGGCAAGAAUCUCAAAGAUUUCAAUUAUAACAAUAAGGAGAUAGCAGACGAUAUUUAUUCAGCCAUCAAUUCCACACAGUUUCUAGGAAUAUCUGGAAUGGUGGCAUUCAGUUCCCAGGGUGACCGUAUUGCUCUCACUCUGAUAGAACAGGCCAUCAACGGAAAUUACGUGGUGCUCGGUUACUUCGACACCCAGGCUGACAAUCUCACUUGGUACGAUCGGGAAGUGUGGAUAGGUGGAAAAGUGCCUCAAGACAGGACUAUAGUGAGGAAAGUGCUUAGAACUCUUUCACUUUCGUUAUUUGUGUGCAUGUGUAUCAUAUCGAGUGUUGGAAUUAUCAUCGCCAUUGCAUUAAUUGUUUUCAACACCUGGAAUAGCCAUCGCAGGGUUAUUCAAUCAUCACAUCCUAUUUGCAAUACGAUAAUGUUACUUGGAGUGAUAGUGUGUCUGAUUAGCGUGUAUCUUCUUGGACUUGACGGCAGGUUCGUUUCACCAGAGUCCUAUCCGAAAAUAUGUCAAGCGAGAGCAUGGCUCCUUACCAUAGGAUUCACUUUAGGUUAUGGUGCCAUGUUCAGUAAAGUAUGGCGCGUUCAUAGACUGACAACUAAAGUAAAAAGUGAUCCUAAAGUGAGAAUGAAAAAAGUGCAGCCGUGGAAGUUAUACUCGAUGAUAUCGGGACUGUUGGUUAUCGAUUUCGUUAUUCUGCUUGCGUGGCAGAUUUACGAUCCACUUCAGCGUCGUAUCGAGCUGUUCUCUUUCGAGGAACCGGAGUCGUCGGCCGACGAUUCCAAGAUCCGACCCGAACUCGAGCACUGCGAAAGCCAAAACAAUACCGUAUGGCUAGGAGUCAUGUACGGUUAUAAAGGACUGAUUUUAGUAUUCGGUUUAUUUUUAGCAUACGAAACUAGGUCAUUAAAAGUAAAACAAAUCAACGAUUCCCGAUACGUGGGAAUGAGUAUAUACAACGUGGUCGUCCUGUGUUUAAUUACAGCCCCCGUAACACUGGUAAUCAGCAGUCAGCAAGAUGCCAGUUAUGCCUUCGUAGCCCUUUCGAUCACGUUUUGCUGCUUCCUCAGCAUGGCCCUUAUUUUUGUACCUAAAGUUAUAGAAGUAAUAAGACAUCCGAAAGAUAAAGCGGAGAGUAAAUAUAAUCCGGAUAAUGGAAUUUCAAAGGAAGAGGAGGAACGGUAUAGAAAGUUAGUUACCGAAAAUGAGGAGCUGCAGCGGCUUAUAACGCAGAAAGAAGAACGAAUAAAACUUCUUCGGCAGCGAUUGUCUGAAAAGGAUUACACCAAGUGCGGCGAAGUGGAGGGUCUCGUAACGACUACGUAUCUAUCAACGACAACCGUCGCAGCGGCCGCCGUUAGCCUGACUCAAGAUACGCAAGACGAGCGAAUCUAGUCGACGUUGUAAAUAGCGCAACAAUUGUUUAUCUGUGAGAGAGUCUUACAUUGUUCCGAUGUUUUCAUCUGACUGAUCCGUCUGGUUUAUCCCUCCAUAACCACCACCACCCACACAUUCCCACGAUUUUAAAGGAAGCCGAAGAAGACCUUACUCCCUAUCUACCACUUUGCAUCAUAGUCUACAAAAGUUCGUGCAACAGUCCGCCCAUCAACAUCAGCCAAUGAGAAGAAAAAUAAUUUUGAAGUAGUACAUGUAUUAUAGGCCAACCACAUCCUAGCAGCUGAAAGGACACCGGUUCAGUUCAGGAUUCGUUCGCUUUUACCAUAGCCUUCUAGCAAUCUGGGACUUCUUUUGCCAACUAUUCUUUAACAGUUGUGGUUUCACAGAUCCAUUGGAAUUUGUGUAGGUACCUAUAGCUCCCGUGAGUUUCAAUUAUAGUUGUAAUGCUCAUGAAAAAUUGGAAUACCAAUUUGCAAAAAAAAUCCAAAUUAUUCUAGAUCGUGGGAUUUUUACAUUUUUCUGGAUGGUCAGUAGCGGUGUUAGGGUAGGGCGCGGUUGGGCGAUCGCCCAGGGCGCCGGACAAAAGGGGCGCCGCAGGCGCCCUCCACUUCAUUCUCAAAAUUAAGCGGAGAGUACUCGAAAUCUUGGUCUUUUUUAUACAAUAUUAAACAAAUUCCAGAAAAACCCGACCUCGUCAAGCUCUGUAGUGAUCUCCAAUUAAAAUUAACUGUAGACUCUAGAAAGGCCAGAAAAGUAAAAUUUUAUUAGUUUGUUUCUAAUAAAUGGUUAUUUUUUAUAAUAAAUAAUUAUUUGUUUUAAUAAAUGGUUAUUUCAUUAUAUGCUUUCCCUUUUUUCCUAUGGGUUUGAAUUGUAGUUGGAGGGCGCCGUAGAAAUCUCGCCCAGGGCGCUGGUAGUGGUAAAACCGGCACUGUGGAUGGUGCUGACCAUAGGUAGUUGGAAGGUUGUCCCCUAUACGUACGAAGCCUUGUAUAUAUUUAAUUAACAGCUAGGUAAUAUUUAUUUUUGGAAAUCUUUUGCAGCGUUUUUGAAGUACUCUGUAUAAGUGGCUUAACUAACUAAUUCUUCUAAGUGGUUUUGCGAAUUGAGAGUAUUCAUUUAAAUAUUUGCUUGUUACAAAAUUUGUUACAAUAUGAACUGCUUGUACAAUGUAACGUUUUGUUGUUGAAGUUUAGAAAUUAGUGAAUUGUUAUUACGAAUCGCGAUGGUGUUAAAUUUUAUUGAAGUUGUUUGAAGAAAUUACUAAAGAGACUAACUAGAAUAAUAUUGAAUUGAAUAACAUAUGCAACAUUUUUAAUGUCCGAUAUGUACAUAACUUUUAUGGUUUUUAUCACUACUAUUACAUUUUAAAUAAUGUAAGCAAAAUGUUACUUAUCAUUUUCAUCUCAUAUGAGCGAUUAACUAGGAAUUGUGGACGUCAAUAUUUUGAAACACUUUAAAAUUUAAAAAGAUUUCCUUACUGAGAUACAACUAGCAAUAUUUAGUCUACUAUAUUUUGAAUUUCUUAAUCUCUCCCAAUAUUUUUAGCUGCAUCACUCUACACCUUGUUUAGAACUUUAUCACUGUAAAGCUACUGUUUGUUAUUUUUGGAAUGAUACGAAAAAUGAGAAGUUUGUUCAUUUUUCAGUUAAAGAAUUCGUUGCCUAUUUAAAAAUUUUUGAUCAUAUAGAAUGUGAAAAUGAAUUUGAAACAAAGGUAAGCUGUACAUAGAGUGCGAGAAAGAAAACGUUGUAACGUUUCGAAUUGAUUUUCCUCGCCAUUCUUUUGUUUAAAUAAAAAUGCAUUUAAUUGAAUAACUUCAUGCUCAAUUUGUAUAGAAAUAAUAAAUAGUUAAUUAUAAAUACUAAAUACCUGUAAGUAGUGAUAUCCUUGUUUUUUUUACCAAAAAAUAACAGUUUGUGAGAAGUAGGACCUAAUUUACCAUUAUUUUAUUUUUGAUACCGUUUGAUUUUGUAUCACCAUACAAUUGAAACAAUUAAUUCUGCUUUAGUUAUAAGUAACUACUUAAAAUUCAUUGCCUAUAGCGGAGUAGAGCAUCGUCAACAGUUUAUUGAAAAAUAACAGAAAAGUCUAAAUGUUAUUAAACAAUUAAAGCAAAUUAUAUGUACCUUCAUGAGAGUAAAAAAGAAAAAUGUACUAAAGAAUUUUUAAAACAUCACCCCUAAUCUAAAAUUGUUUCACUAUAUACUUAACUUACUUAUGUAUGUAAAUGUUUGAGCUUUGGAGAUAAUCACUGUGUCCUAUGUCCAUUGUAAUUUAUAAUAACGCGUUUGAAAUCACCAACAUAAAGAAUUAAAAUUGAUACCUAAGUCAGCAUUGAGUAUGAUAUCGUGUUUAUUUCGAUAAAGUUUAGCCUUUAAUACAAAUUAGUUUCAUUUUUGGAAGAACUGGUUGAAAAUACCUAAGGGUUCCAAGAGGUAACAAACCCUAAUUCAAUAAAAUGAUCUGAAGAAACGAGAUAUCUGAUAGGGAUUUAGGAAAGAGAAAUGGGUUUCCACUGAGUAGAUAUUUACAAUUUCUUCUUCGUGAAACAGAAAUUACAAUCAUAAGGUACAUUGCAGUAAUUUUUCUUUUAAAAGUAAGUCAUGAUUUGUUUCUCCGUUCCUGAACAAUAGUUACCAACAUGGACCUAGCCAUGAUUUUGUUUAAUGAAUGCGAACAAUGAAAACUAAAGGAAAUCCUUAGACAAUUAAUUAUUUAUACUUGCAUCUAAUGCUCAAUGAAACUGAUACCAUCAGUGGUAUUACUCUGAAAAUCCAAACAUCUAAAAUGAUAGAUACUUGCUGUAAAAAGGGACAGGUUCCUCGUAAUGCUUCCCUAAUAAUUCAAAAGAACUGCCAACUGGUCUCUUAGGUGCCCAAUCAUUAACAGAUUGUGACCAUGCUCCAAAACGUUUCUUUUAUUGAUUCUUAAUCAAACCAUGUCUCCUGCAGAACUUAUAUUAACACUAUAAGGACAUGGAUGUAACUAACAAAGUGCAUGUCUGCACGUCUCGUUUCUAUGUAAGCCAUUUGCUUUCGUUAUUUUGGCUUGUUCCAUGUUAGAGGUAACAGAGUAAACGUUUAGCUAAAUUGCAAGCCACCCUCCUAGCACGUUUUACAACAAUUUCUUUCCCUUCGACGUUGUGAAAUUUACAUUUAAACGAACACGUAUUUUAGUUUCACACAGUUUUAAUUAAAACUUGAAAGCGCGCAAUCAAAGAAGAAGAAAGAGAAAGAAAUAAAAGCGUGUUUGUAAUUUCUAAUUGCAAGAAUUUCGAGAAACUGUUUGAGACGUGUUCUUUUAAUAGAAACUAUCCCACCAUCGUCUAUAUAAAAUAUUUAAUUAAGUGGCCAAGCAGAACAAUUCUCAACUGGUGGUGUAUUUAAUUUCACUAAACAACACCAUGGACACCAUUUUAAAAAUUCGCUACACACUAGCAUCUGACAGAUUCGACUGAACAAUGACCUGAAAGAUAUUUUUACUCUAUUUGAUUACAUAGCUAGCAUGUAUGUUCAGUUUGACAAGUUUAGAUAUUCGAAAAAAUCUUAUUUCUUGUUAAGCAUCACUGAUUCCCUCAAUUAGCAUUAGGAAUCUGCACAUGGCAUUCCCUACGCUGACGCUGUCCGUACAUAUUCACAAUUACAAUUGGUGAUAUGUAAGCCAUUAACAUGAUAAGGCCUUUGGUCCUCGACAUUAUGUCGCCUAGCGUAGACGACAUUUUCAUGAGUUCUUCUUGCUGAGUCGAUUGGUCAAAAUCGACUUGGAAGAACUCCUAAAGAUGUUUUCCACUCGAUUCAAAGAAACUGUGAUGGCAUGAUGCUUCAAUCAAGGUGCCAAGACGGUUGGAAUAGUUCGAGAAUCACCAAUUAUAUCAAUGAUUUUCGGGAAAGCUCAAAUCAAUUUGAGAUCAACUACCUGCUUUGUUAAUUCACCACUUUUUUUUUGAUGACCCUAACAAGCAGAGGUUUCUAGGUCCUUUUUUUUCUCUGUGUCCAUUGUACCUGACGGAUUAUUUUACAGGCAUUUUUGGAUGUUUUCUGUUUGAUUCCACAAUGUCCUUUCUGUUAUUCGACUAUCCAAGAAGCGAAAACAAAAAUGUGUAUUCAUCUCUUUGGAUUUGAAUAGAAAAAAAAACAAAACUUUUCCGAUUACUUAAAAUUGCCGUUCAACUUUUUGAAAACUAAAAGGGUUUUUGGAUGCUAGUUAAAUGUUCUGUGAAAAUGUUCAACUUUCGACUAUAAAACGGAGUGAAGGCUCAUUGGGAUCGUUUCGACGCAACUUGAAUGUUAAACAGUUAGGAGUUAGUCCUUUUUUCCAAUAAUCACUAAGCUAGAAGCGUAUUCCACAGCUGAUAGCAUUUCUAGGUAGACAAAUAUCUACACGAAUCUUUUACAAUUAUUCGAUUGAUAUAGGUAUCAACGGACUUUGAAAUUGAUUAAUAACAUUUUACGUUCAUCUAAUGCAUUUCCUUAUUCAAUUUCAUUUCAAAACCUAGCACACUGUAAA